AAGGAAAUCCUUAACACACCACUGUUGACAGUUCAUGAGGCAUCUGUGGAGGAUCUUCUCUUGAUGGAGCCAGAACCAGACCAUCCUGGGAAAUGCCAGGUCACAGGAGUCGUUCUGGGGGAUGGGAGCACAGUACAUGCUGGGAGUGUUAUCCUGACCACUGGUACAUUUCUGAGGGGUAUGGUCAUCAUUGGACUGGAGAUGCACCCGGCUGGGCGUCUGGGAGACCAGCCAGCCAUUGGGCUGGCUCAGACUUUGGAGAAACUGGGAUUUGCUGUGGGCAGGCUGAAGACUGGGACGCCGCCCCGACUUGUCAAAGAUACAAUUGACUUCAGUGGUCUGGAGGAACGUGCAGCUGACAAUCCUCCUGUGCCGUUCAGCUUCCUCAGCGAGUCUGUGUGGAUCAAGCCAGAAGAUCAGCUGUCAUGUUAUCUGACUCGCACUACGCUGAAAGCCCAGGAAAUUAUCCAUGAUAACCUCCACCUGAACAACCAUAUAAGGGAGACAACAAGGGGGCCGCGGUACUGUCCCUCUCUUGAAUCAAAGGUUCUGCGCUUCCCAAACCGAGAACAUCAGGUGUGGCUGGAGCCUGAAGGCUUGGAGUCCAAUGUCAUUUACCCCCAAGGCAUGUCCAUGACGCUGCCACCGGAGCUCCAGGAGCAGGUGAUCAAAUCCGUCCCAGGCUUGGAGAAAGCCAAGAUGUUGCAGCCAGGCUACGGGGUGCAAUAUGAUUUUUUAGAUCCCCGUCAACUGACUGCUUCUCUUGAGUCUCGUCUUGUUCAGCGCCUCUUCUUUGCAGGCCAGAUAAAUGGCACGACAGGCUAUGAAGAAGCGGCAGCUCAGGGUGUGAUUGCUGGGAUCAAUGCUUGCCUACGGGUUCAUGGCAAGCCCCCUUUCAUCGUCAGUCGCACUGAAGGCUACAUUGGUGUCCUGAUCGAUGACCUUACCACUCUGGGCACCAGCGAGCCAUACCGGAUGUUCACCAGCCGGGUGGAGUUCCGCAUGUCCCUCCGGCCUGACAAUGCCGAUGCCAGGCUCACUCACAGAGGUUUUGAAGAAGCCGGGUGUGUGUCACAGCAGCGAUAUGAACAAGCAGUUAAGAUGCGAGCUGCUUUGGAGGAUGGAAUUGCAACCCUAAAAUCCCUUCAGUUCAGCGUAUCCAAAUGGUCCCAUUUAAUACCAGAAGUUCCCAUCAGUAGCAGUCGAAGGUCACCUGUUAGUGCCUUCGACAUCCUUCAAUAUCGAGAGGCCAACAUGGAGGUUCUGGCAAGGGCUGUCCCAGAGCCCCUGGGAAAGCUUGCUCAAUGGAGAGAAUUGGCAGAGAGAUUGAAAAUAGAAGCUGCUUACGAGUGGUGUGUAGUCAAUCAACAGCAGGAAAUAGAAGAAGUGCGUCAUGAUGAAGCCCUCCGACUGCCAGAGGACCUAGAUUACUUUGCCAUUGAUGCAUCGCUCUCAGCAGAGGUGCGGGAGAAACUGGACUCCAACCGUCCGCAGACGAUUGGUGCAGUCAGCCGCAUCCCUGGAAUUACACCAGCUGCUAUCGUUAACCUGCUAAGAUUUGUGAAAACCAAUCACCAGAAGACAGAGAAGCUAAAAGCGUUACCUCAGACUGGCAAGUAUUUACCAGGGAAAAUGCACUCAGAGAAAGCAACUUCCCAAAGGCAGAUUUCAGCAGAGUUUUCUGAAGAGGAGCCAGAGAGUACCUUUGUUAAAACACCUUUAUAG
Molecule: messenger RNA, 1725 nt
Organism: Phaethon lepturus (White-tailed tropicbird)
Lineage: Eukaryota; Metazoa; Chordata; Aves; Phaethontiformes; Phaethontidae
Gene: MTO1
Product: mitochondrial tRNA translation optimization 1
Exons: 10
Biological process (GO): tRNA methylation; tRNA wobble uridine modification
Cellular component (GO): cytosol
Molecular function (GO): flavin adenine dinucleotide binding
Source: RefSeq, a predicted model, not a curated record